AUGGGCUCAAUCGCAUCACCGCUGGCAGCCUCCACCGGCAUCUUGGAGACAGAAUCGCCUCAUCAGGCCUUCCGUGAAUCACUUCGGGGGCAGCGGGCAAUCAUCCCCAAACUCUAUGAUCUUUUCCCAGAGUGGAGUCCGCGGUUUCAUCCAGACUGGCAGAAAGCUCGCGAAGAUUCCUUGAACCCAUGGCUGAAUCGCUGGGUUGAUGAGGACAAAAUCCGUGCCAAGCUCAAGGCGGCCGACUUCGCCAUAUUUGCUUCGAUCAUUUGUGCGGAAGCAUCAUUUGAAAAGCUUUGCACCGUGUCGAAGUUUUUUGCAUGGUAUUUCGUUUGGGAUGACCAGUUCGACUGCGGCUCACUGACCUUUGACACGGAGGGUCGAGCGGCGUACCAGCAAAAAAGCAAAGAAUAUUUUGAGCAUGUGCUUUUACUUAAAGGUAGUCGCCCAGAUUUGUCGACAUUCACGAACGGACAGCGGAUGGCUCUUUUAUGCUGGGACGAAAUAGCAGAGCAUAUUCGCAAAUGUUGCAGCCCAGAGGUUUGCGAAAUUAUCUUGCAGACUUUGUUGCCAUUUGUCGGAAGUGUCGACACGGUGGAUUCAAUUCUCAAGAACGACACUGUGCCCACUGUGGCGCAGUAUUGGGAGCGCCGAGACCUCACAGCGGCUGUCUAUCCGGUGAUAGCGACACUUUUCUUCAUAUAUGGGGCUUCCGCCCAUGUGUCCAGCCUGCAAGACCCUCGACUGGCAACAUUAUGGAAGAACACAUCAUAUAUUGUGCAUAUUACAAACGACAUGCUGUCUAUGCUAAAAGAAGCGAGGGACGGUCAAAUUGAAGGGCUAGUGCCCGUUCUCAUGCUUAACUUUGGACUAGAUUGCGCCACAGCCAUGCAAUGGAGCUUUCAGCUUGCUCAGGUUCAAGUCAAGGGUAUUCGUGCGAUAGAGAGUAGCUUGGCGAAGGACCAUGAUGAGAAGGAUGCAGUCAGCAAACUGCUGAAAGAUGUCUUCCUUGAAGGCUGCAAGGACGUCGCGAUGGGGCUAAUUCACUGGAGUUACCAUGGACAGCGCUAUUUUCGAAAGAAUGAUAUUGGCGAUGACUACGUGAUUGAAUUUGUGAUAUGA
Penicillium oxalicum is the source of this 1122-nucleotide messenger RNA. RefSeq names its product terpene synthase family protein. Lineage: Eukaryota; Fungi; Ascomycota; Eurotiomycetes; Eurotiales; Aspergillaceae. The transcript has 9 exons. Bases 1 to 1122 code for a protein of 373 amino acids. The record is from RefSeq and is a predicted model, not a curated record.